UCUGUCAGAGCUGUAGCUGUGACCAGUGACGGCAGAGAGAGCGCUGUCGUGACCAAGGUUUUCUCGGUUGAACCUGUGGACUCAAAGAACGGGAAAGAGAAUGAGGAGGACUUCCUGCGGAGCGACCAGCUGCGUCCGUCUGACCGAACGUCGUGGUCUGUAGAGAACUCUUCUGGUUCUUCACUGAAGCCUCCAGAGCUGAGGAUGAUGGGUAAUAGAUCUCCUCAAUCAGGUCCUCGUUUCCUGCACAGUCGGCUGGGCUCUCCCAGCACCUCCGCCCAAACUGGAGACCCCCAUCGCUCCCAGUCAGCGGAUUCAGGUGUGUUGAAGCAGCUGAGCAGCACGGAGACGUCCAGAAUCUGCAGAGAGACGGACUUCCUGCGGUGUGCUGGGUGUCUGAGCGUCCGUCCUUCAGAUCCGUUUGCUCGGUUCUGUUCUUACUGUGGAGCUCCGGUGUCUGUGAUAACUGAGCAGAGACUGCCCCCUACUGAAGGAGGACAGAUGGUGUGCUGUGUGUUCUGUAACACUCUGGUUCCUGUGAACACUCAGAGCUGUUUAAUCUGUGAGAACUCCAUCCAUCAACAACUACGACCGCAGUCCAGGCGCACACUAAAGGAUCAUGUUGUGUGUGUUUGCUGUGGAAGUGGUAAUCCCGCUCAUAUCUCCAGCUGUUUGACCUGCGAGAGCCGCCUGCAGACGGCGGUGUGUGUGGGGAACGGCGCCCCCUCUGUCCACCCCGCAGACCGCAGGAUGUUGUCGUGCUCCAGAUGUAAACGUUUAAACUGGAGUGACUCCAGAUACUGUGACUGGUGUGGCUCUAAGCCGGGUCAUGCAGUCAGCUGUGUGAUCUGUUGGCGAUGUGGAGCGAGUGGACAUCCAUACGCUAUCCACUGCACAGCCUGUGGGGUCUUCCUGGAAGCACCAGCCCCGCCCACAUCCGGUGGUGACAUCACACGACAGGUAGGGGCCGCGGGCACCAAACAGCAGGCUACAUCAUCAACUACCCGUGAUGUCACCUGGCAGGCCACGCCCUCGUCUGACCCCGCCAACACCAAGAAGUUAGACACGCCCCGCAGAGACCAGUCCACGCAGACUGUGGGACUCUAUUACCCAUCAGCCACUGAGCUGCAGAGGAAGGAGCAACAGAGGGCGCUUCAGCUCAGCAUGCAGCACGCCACCAAAGAUCGCCAACCGCUGCUGACCGCCAUCAGCCCGGGACGAGGUUUCUGGAGGAAACAGCUGGAUCACGUGUGUGCUCACCUGAGAAGUUAUGCUCAGAACAACGCCCCCUUCAGGGCUCUGCUGGGAGAACCACGCCUGGGCCGGGUGGUCUCGGCUGUGAUUCAGGAGGAUCGAUAUGACGUCGGUCUGACCGUCAGCUUUGUGUCAGCAGGACGGGAAACAGACAAACAGGUGGAUGCAGCAGGGGACGGUGUCAUACCUGCGGGUCGGACUGAGACUCUGAGCAGCGUCACAGAGCGAUCAGCUGACAGCAGCACUCUCAGUGAGACGAAACCGUCCAAACAGAACCUGACACCCAAACCUCCAAUGAAUGACGUGCAGCUGUUGAAGGAGUUGGGUCCAGGUCGAGGUCAGAUCAGCGUAAUCCAGCAGCUCCUGGAUCAGGGGGCGGACCCCUCCUGCUGCGACAGCGACGGCCGACACGCCCUGGCAGUUGCCGUGGUGAACGGUCACCACGAUGCACUUCCUGUUUUAGUGCAGAGAGGAGCGGACGUGGACCAGCAGUCGGGACGGAUGAAGAACACAGCUCUGCAUGAAGCUGCAGGUCGGGGCUCUGAUGGUCUGCCGUGUGCUAAAGUCCUGCUCAGCUGUAAGGCGAGCAUGAGGAGGAGAAACGCCGGCGGUCAGACGGCGUACGACGUGGCGGUGAGCUCCGGCUGUAACCACAUGGUGUCUCUGCUGGCCGCUCAGACCGGACUGGACCUGCUGGGCAAACUGGGAAAACCUAAACUGAACCUGGACGUGUUCUGAACACAGAUCUUCUCUCAACACGAGGAUCUGAAAACAAACGAUUACAUGUCAAUAAAAUCUGUAACUCGCUGAA
Molecule: messenger RNA, 2065 nt
Organism: Labrus bergylta (ballan wrasse)
Lineage: Eukaryota; Metazoa; Chordata; Actinopteri; Labriformes; Labridae
Source: RefSeq, a predicted model, not a curated record